UGGCUGUCAGCCUGAGGAGGUGGCCCAGCAUACCCUGGGGAUUCCAGGCUGUUGGGACCACCCGAGCCCUCUCUACGAGGUGGCUCAGCCUCUGGGGAAGGGGAGCGGGGAAGGAUGACAGAGCCUGUGGGACGGGGGAAAAGCAGAAGCUUCUCCUUAAUCCGGCCUCCCGGGUACCCUUUCUUUGGCUUCUAGGGGUACCCUGAGCUGUCUCUAACAGUCCCUCCCCAAAGGCUAUCACUGUCACACCUGUGUGUGUCCCAGGUGGGCAGAGGCCUGGUCAGGAGCCUGAAGCACAGGCUUUGCAGAGACCUGCCCCUCCCCCACCACACGCAGACACACGCUACACCUUUGAUUAGGAGGCGAGUGGCUGCACUUGUGCUGAGUUCAGGCCUUCUGCAGAGGGUGAAAUCUGUCGAGGAGGCACUUUUCAGCUUCCAGCCGCCACACUCGGCACUUCUCUGUGUGAUCUCUUCAGGAAGUCACCGUUGUGCUCAGCAUUCGGGGGUGGAGGGAGGAUGGCUGGCGGGAAAAGCUGGUGCUUGGGCUGUUCCUUUGGGCUGACAACGGUUAGACCCAGGGGAGUGUCCCUGUACCCUGACUCAGACUCGAGGCUGGGGGAGCCCCCUGGGUGGGUCUGGGGCUCUGGGGAUCUUCUGGCCUCCAGCUGGUGUCUUCUCCAUCCUCUGCUCUGGAACAGCCAUGGGACCAGCCUCAGGGUCUGCCUCAGAGCCCUGGGGAACCCGGCUGUGGUGAGGCACGUCCCGGGACUAGGACGGGGCUAGGUGAGGUGGCCGCUGUACCCUGAAGCCGCUUUGCACUUCCACCUCCCCCACCUGUGCUGUAUCUCCCCAGUGAGGGUGAGAAAGCCCCCAGCCCAGGGCUACCUGCAGAGCUUGUGACCUCCUGCAGCAGGGAGACCACGGUCCUUCUUUUUCUCCAGCCACUUACCUUUCUGUGCCAAACCUGGCAAGUAGGGGUUUGAGAGGGAAGCGUCCUUGUUUAAGGGUUUGGUGGGGGGCUGGCUGGGCCAGAAUUGCAGGAUUAGGUGCACAGAAAUGUCCUUGGCAGGGCUUGAGAAAGCAUUGAGGGCCGGGUAUGGGAAAGGCAACUGAAUGGCUGCGAGGGGGCCCUUUGGUCUGCACCCCCCAGUCCUUUUGUUGUUCUCUGAGCUGUGGGCAUUGACCCCUGGUGGGGGGGAGGGCUGGAGGAGGCUGAGCGGGUCCCCCGGUUGGGUGGCUAACCGGGCACUGUUAGGAAAUAGCAGUGAUGGGGUGGGGCAGGGGCACAAGAUGCCGCAAUCCAAAGCCACAGGAAGGUUGCUCCACCAGGCAGCGGAGGUGGGCUGAGCCCAGCCUCUGCUGGGGUGCCUGCCACCUGGGGGUGGAGGGGGGGGCUCCCACCAAUGCUGAGGACGGUCAAGCUCUUCAAAGUGAAAAGUCUGACUCGCCUGCAUCCUCGUCUUGGCCCCGAGGCCUUCACGGGAACCCCCCCCCCCCAGGACCCCCGUACCAGGGCAGCUAAGGGGAGGGGGCUGUCGGAGGUCGGGCCCUGGAGUGCACAGGUGUGGGGGCACUGGCCCCAGCAGCGCUCUGCCCAGGCUGCGGGUCCCCGGGGCUGUGCUGGCUGGCAGCCCUGGGGAGCGCCAGGCCAGGCUGGUGAGGGAGCGGGAGCGAUGUGCUGAGUCAGCGUGACUCGCCAGGAACAGCCAUGCUCUGGGGCGCACACUGGGGUUAUUUUUAAAGCUCCCGGCUUCCUUCUAGGCUGGCCCCUCCUGCAUCCCUUCCAUCUCUUCCCGAGGCCCUUUUCUAGUCUCUGCCGUUCUCUAACAGCCGUUCAUUCAGUUUCCCUCCCCUGAUCUGGCCCACUGGGUUCCUGGGCACAAGGUGCACGGGGAGCAGCCUAGCCAGAGGGUGGCAGGUGGUCCUCUGGGCCAGGUAUCGGGAAUGGUCAGAGUGCCUGCUUGCCGUGCCCCCGGGUUAUGACGACCCCCAAUAAAGGAAACAAAGCCUUGAAGGUGAAGCGGGAGCCGGGAGAGAAUGGCACCAGCCUGACCGACGAGGAGCUGGUGACCAUGUCGGUGCGGGAGCUCAACCAGCACCUGCGAGGCCUGUCCAAGGAGGAGAUCAUCCAGCUGAAGCAGCGCCGGCGCACGCUCAAGAACCGCGGCUACGCUGCCAGCUGCCGUGUCAAGCGCGUGACGCAGAAGGAGGAGCUGGAGAAGCAGAAGGCGGAGCUGCAGCAAGAGGUGGAGAAGCUGGCCUCGGAGAACGCCAGCAUGAAGCUGGAGCUCGACGCGCUGCGCUCCAAGUACGAGGCCCUGCAGAACUUCGCCAGGACCGUGGCCCGCAGCCCCGUGGCGCCGGCCCGGGGACCCCUCGCCGCCGGCCUGGGGCCCCUCGUCCCCGGCAAGGUGGCCGCCACCAGCGUCAUCACGAUAGUAAAGUCCAAGACGGACGCCCGGUCGUAGGGACGCGCGCUUGCCCGGGCGGGUCUGCGAGGGGCCACUAGGCGCAUGGCGAGUUUGGCAGCCCUGUCCCUUCUUUCUCCUCUCCUUUCUUCCUCUCCCGCCUCCUCCCUCCCCUGCAAAGCACAACCUGCACCCCGGGGGCGCCGGGCUGAGCCCCUCUGAUCUCGUCGUUGUCAUCGUGUGUUUUGUACGUUGGGAUUGGUCAGUUCGGCGGUGGUGUGGGGUCGCCCCAGUCCCCUUUGUACCAAGGCCGUGCAGGCUUGGAGUCUAGGGCUGGCCCCGUGGGAACAGAGGAACACCGGACGCGCACUCUGGGGCUUGCGAGUUUGAGCAGGGAGGGCUCCAGGGCAGGGGGCCGCUGGCCACUCCUGGUGGCCCACAGCCCUGACCGCUGCCGGCUGGCAGGGGGCUGUGGUUCACUCUCAGUGCGGCCAAUGGGCAUAGAUGGCCUCUGCUCCUACGAGUAGGGUGUCCUCGAGGGCCCUGCAUGGGCGGGCCACCAGCCUGGGCGCUACAGGCGCUGGGAGGGACAGGGCGUUCUGUGGCUUUGGGCCAGGGGCCACGGCGCUCCAGCCUGACACAUUGCACUGAACAAGACCAAAUCACUGGUUGUGAGCAUACGUGAAGGGUGUGUCCCGUGUCCUGCGAUGGGUCCCGUGUCACUGUUUACAUGAGCUAUUUGUGUGGUUACAUAGCCCUUUAUUUAAAAGAGAGGAGUUCCUUUUACGAAGUUAUUAAAUUAUAUGUUUAAAAGCUAAAGAAAAAAGAGCUGCAGAGUAUUUAUAAAACUGUCUUUUUAAAAAAAAAAAACAAGCAAGAACAUUUGACCGUAUAUAUGGACAAGGAAGGAAAGUAUAAUAGAAACUUUGCUAGUUUAACAAAAGAAAAAAACAAAAAAAAAAUCCCUUUCUUGUAAACUUAUGGACAAGUCUUUGUGGCUGUUGGAGUUUAGUUUUUAUAUACACAGAGUUAUCAGACGUUAUUUAUAAAACUUAGUUUUAAAAAAGACAAAAAAAAAAAAAAAAAAAGCCAAGCCGUGAGCGACCACAAGGCGCGUGCUGGCGCCCUCUUUGCUAUCUCUUUUGCAAUUGUACCGAAAGUGACUUACUCCCUUGCCCUUCCUGCUUCCGUCUCUUGCCGGUGCCGUGCCGUAGUGCUGUCGUCUGAGCCUGGUGAGGUCUUGUGCAGCGUCCCGUGCUGGUGCUUCUGGUGACCUUUGACCUGUGGGUGUCACUUCUUGUGUCUGUUAUUCCCGUGUCUGUUUUUUGGAUUUGGUUGUGUUUUUGCUUCUGCUGGCAUGCUGGGCCUGCACUGGGUGCUGGGCAGCUCCUGCUUCGGCAGGGCCUGGGAAUCUGCCCGCCAGCCCGGCCCCUCUGCCUCGGUGCCUGACCCAGGACCCCAGAGGAUCAGAUACGGGGCUCUGCCGCUCUCACCUCUGCACAGCCUUGGCUUCGCAUGUCUCUGGAAGGCUUGGGCUGAACCAGUGGCCGGGUGGGUGAGACCAGGGGCCAUCCCAGAGCGCCCCCCGACCCCACCGCUUCCGUGCCCACCGCUUCUGGCCAUGGGUGACAGACUAGCAGGGACCAAGAAGUCACUAGGUGCCCCCAGGUGUCUUCCUUCUGGCCUCUCAUCAACACGUGUGGGCUCUGGCCGUCGAGCGCAGCCUUGUUCCUGCAGGUGUCACGUGGGCCCCAUCCGGGGAACCCUAUGGCCCAUGUGGGAGUGUCAAGGCCUGCUGCCCACCUAUCCUAGCCGUGUUUCCAUGCUGUGAAGGGAUACUUCCCGGGAAACCAGGUGGUUUGGGGCUUGUCUGGGGUGGCCCCUCUCCCUGCCUGCGGGCCAGAGUGGGGGGGGUCUCCACCAGUGUCAGACAAGGGCUACAGUCUCCAGGGCCAGGUCCUGUCCCUCACCUCGCCCUGAAUGUGCUCCGGCUCUUGGCUGUGGGCCACUUUUUGCCUCCCUUUGGGAUCUGUGUCUUCCAGGGAUGCGCUGCUCAGCUUGUGGAGGUGCAUCUCUCCGGGGCUGAGCCCACCUCCCCAUGGCCCCUCGACAGAGGCAGCUAGUCUUCCAGCCCUGGCUCGGGAAGCUCCUCCUAGGCCUGUGACGGGAGCUGCCUGCGGUGCCUGCCCUCAAGAGGCUACUGCCCUGUCUCUGGCCACAUGGGUCUCGGCUUCUCCUGGAGGUCGCUGGGCAGCUUCUCUGGGGGCUUGAGCCCCUAUAAAGCACAGAGGUGUGGGCUGGUGAAAAGAAUCUCACUGCAGCCUGGUGGGGCAUGACUUUGGGGGCAGCAGGGUUUCCCUCCCUGGGUGUGACCCCGGGUGCCGUGGGAUAGGAACAGGGCCAUGCUGUCCGAUUCUAUCUUCUCUUGGUCCUAGAUGCUCCCCGGUCCCGGUUGGACUCGGGUCGGCCUGCCGUGGAGAUUCUGACUGUUGACUCUCAAUACUUAGUGGCUUACUGCCCCUCCCUGCCAUGUGGCUUUGUCUACCUAGGGUCCAGAUGAAAGUUGUCGAUGUUGGUCGUAGCGGCACUGAUUUGGAAUCCCAUCCUAAGAGUCUCUGAAGAGAGGGAGAAGCCUGUGCCCUCCAUAUCCACUUCUGGUCCCCACUUUGGUCCUGGCUAGGAGGCAGUCAUCCAUCUGCCAGGCUGGAGACCUGGAGAGCAGAGGAAGGAGACAGGCUUGGAAGGUGAGAGGCAGGCUGUGGGGGUGGGCACCCGGAGAAGACCAAUUGCAGAUCUCAUUUAGGUAAUAGAAGAAGCUUCUAGAGUUAGUGAGGCCAUGUUUCCUUUCAUGGUUUUUGGAUUUGGAGCAACUGUUCCUUGGGUCUGGGGGAACAUCCCGUUCCUGUCAAGCCCGCCCAGCGGGGCCACUCCGCACUCUGCCCCUUCCCUCCCAUCACCUUGGUUUCUUGACAGGUACAGCCUGUGUCCACAUGUGACUGCUUUGGUGUCUUUCUGAUUCUUGUUAAUUUAGUUUUCCUACUGUGACGGUGUCGUGUUCUUUUUCCCGACUUUUCUGACACAGCGAAUCGAGGGCUUUGGCAGAGGCCAAGUCUCCCAAACUUGCCCGCUAAGUAAACCAUGAUGUGCACCUUCCUUCCCAUCUUGCCCUCACUCCUCCCUUAUCCCAACACGGACACUCAGAUUUCAGAGGAGAGCCCUGUGGGAACAGGUCAGCUCCUGCCCUGAGUAUGACCCCAGGGAGACCUCCCCAUGGCCCUGGCUUGCUGCUCUGGGUGGCACUGCUGUUUGUCCAGGUGAGGAGAUGUGGCUGCUCAGCCGUGUGGUGCUCUGGUUUCUGCCGGAUGCCAGGUCUCCCCUGGAGGCUUUUCUGCUCUUGCUCCAGGUCUUUGUGCACACCGCUGAUGGUCAACAGCAGCCUCUGUGGUCAGCGCGUGAGCCCACAGCUCUGAUUGGCUGCGGCCUGCUUUGGGACAGGUGGUCAAGCCCCCUCCUGUCCCUGUCGCCUCCCCUCUCUGAGGUGGCCAGUUGGCUCAAGCUCCCAUCCACCACUGGGCAGCCCAAGCCACAGCCUGCAGCACCGCUUCCGCUCUGGGAUCUUGUAAGUUGCUUUUUUAGGCUGUGGUUUGGUGAAAGGAACCAACACGGUAACGAUCCCCCCCCCCCCCCAGAAGCCACUGAAUAAUUCGUUUUGGCGCGUUUUUGCCUUCCUGUUGGCCGUCUAGUUUUGGAGCAGGCGGGGAGACGUGGAGGGCACACGAGGCAGGGCUGUGGCCUGUCCUCCUGCAGGCCUGUGUGUUUUGAGCAUGUGCUGUCCCCGUGGGCCAGUCACCGGGUCUCCACCCCGCGCUGGGGCAGCAGCCUUGGUGCGUGGUGCCUGGGCAGCCCGAGCAGGAGGGGAGCGUGCCGGGGAGCUUCGAGGGGCCGGCCCUCCCUCCCCCGCACCCCGCACCCCGCACCCUGCUGCUCCCUGAAGCCUUUAACCAAACGGGAGUGGGUGGCGCCGCCGUUUAGCCCGGUGCCCGGCCCCGGGGCCGCCCUGGCGCUGAGGGGCUGGGUGCAGGGAGUCGCCGAGGGCUGGAAGCAGGGGCGGGGGUCCGGGGGCUGCCGGGGCUCCCGGGCCGUUGAAGAUCCAGGCGAGGAGGGGCCUCCCUGGGCCGCGGCGCAGCGCCCCGCCUGCCCUGUGCAGUAUUUAUUGCUAAAUUAUUGUCCAGGGGGGGGCGGCACUGGGCCGGACCCCGGGUAUUUAUUGCUGUACAUAGUGUAUGUUUGUGAUAUAUAAGGUUUUCUUUAUUUUGUAUAUGACCAAUAAACACCUUUUAAAGAGAC
Molecule: messenger RNA, 6757 nt
Organism: Canis lupus familiaris (dog)
Lineage: Eukaryota; Metazoa; Chordata; Mammalia; Carnivora; Canidae
Gene: MAFG
Product: MAF bZIP transcription factor G
Exons: 3
Coding region: 1982-2470 (162 amino acids)
Biological process (GO): regulation of transcription by RNA polymerase II; regulation of epidermal cell differentiation
Cellular component (GO): nucleus
Molecular function (GO): RNA polymerase II cis-regulatory region sequence-specific DNA binding; DNA-binding transcription factor activity, RNA polymerase II-specific
Source: RefSeq, a predicted model, not a curated record